Dalotia coriaria is the source of this 4145-nucleotide messenger RNA. It is a transcript of the gene PGAP1, whose product is annotated as GPI inositol-deacylase. Lineage: Eukaryota; Metazoa; Arthropoda; Insecta; Coleoptera; Staphylinidae. Gene Ontology annotation, molecular function: phosphatidylinositol deacylase activity. Gene Ontology annotation, biological process: endoplasmic reticulum to Golgi vesicle-mediated transport; GPI anchor metabolic process. The record is from RefSeq and is a predicted model, not a curated record. Gene Ontology annotation, cellular component: endoplasmic reticulum. The coding region runs from base 96 to 3329 and encodes 1077 amino acids. The transcript is spliced from 12 exons.
UCAUUCGAACGAGCGCAGUGGCGAGUUCGACACGUUCGGCGCGUUUGCGUCGGAAAAUGAGUAGAGUUUUGUAAGUUCAAGUGCAUCACAUCGCAAUGACGCCCGUGAACGGUCCUAUUCUUCUCUCCUUGGCAUUCACCGUCGUCUUCCUCGCCGGCCUUGUUUCUUUCCUCACCGACUACGAAACGGGGAAAUGUGAGAUGACGUACAUGUUUGAAUAUCCGCAGUUUGUGCGCGUUUCGCAUGAUGUGGACCUGAAGUAUAAAAAGUACGGCCUGUACGCUUAUAGCGAGGGCCAGCUGACUGAAAAGGCUAGGAGUAUGGUAUUUGAUGGCAUUCCAGUACUUUUUAUCCCUGGAAGCGGCGGCUCUUACCGGCAAUGUCGCUCGUUUGCAUCAAUUGCUCUGCGAAAGGCGCAAAACUCUCGUACGCGCUUUCACUUCGACUACUUUUCGGUUGACCUGAACAACGAACUAAGCGGAUUGAAUGGAGCUCUUCUACAGGAUCAAUUCGACUAUGUCAUUGCAUCAAUCCAGCGGGUGCUGGAGCUCUACUCUGAGAACCGGGCUCCUCCCAAAAGUGUUAUACUCAUUGGUCAUUCAAUGGGUGGAGUAUUGGCAAAGGCAGUCAUUUCUCAACUUCCAUCCAAUUCCAACCUCGUCCCUAUCGUAAUCGCACUCUCAGCGCCUUUAACCCGUCCAGUUCUUUCACUCGAUUAUUUCUUCGAGCGCUUCUAUUCGAGAAUGAACGACCAUUUCCAACCGCCUGAUUCCACCGCGUUUAUUACCGUUGCCGGGGGCUUCAACGACUUCUUAGUUCCACCAUACCUUACUGAAGGUGGUCACAUCCACGUGGCAGCAACACAGGUUCCCAAAAGUUGGGUCUCCACCGACCACCUUUCAGUUGUGUGGUGUAAGCAGCUGAUUUUGGCUAACAAUCGUGCGUUGUUUGAGUCUGUGGAUCCACGAACCAUGCAACUAUAUACAGAUCGUGAUACUGUCCUCGCCGUGUUCCGUCAUCAUCUUGUACGCCACAGUGGUACAAACAUUCACGAGUUGGAUCGUUACGGGAAGGAAGUUCAGCUGGCACACGGUGGUGACUGGAACGAAGGUGUGUACCGGCAAUUUUCGGUGCGUUUACCGAAAGGCACUCGCGAGACGCGCUGGUAUAUUAUCCCCUUGGUCAUGAAGCCCCAACACGAACAUCUUACUUUGGUCGGGGUGAACAUGAAAGCUGUCGAUUGGGUUUAUGUGUGCGCGGCGAGUAGUGUCCGAAAUGAUCAGAGAUUUUGCGAAAACGGACAUCAUCUUACCCACCUGUCCGAGAUAUCUCCAUCAGUGCGUUAUAAGCGCCGCACGCUGCGUAUAAACAUGCACGAUUUGAAGAUGAACCACACCACAGCAACACACGUUGCUGUACGUGUUAUGCCCACCUCGGACUAUGCUGCAUUGCACAUUGACAUCAAUGAUCCCGACACCCGACACUUGAUUUUCAACUAUGGCCCUUCAUUCUUCUCUUUCGGACCUAAGGAAGUUUUGCCUUUAACCGUGGAAAAAGCUGUGCACUAUGACAUCAUGUUACCGCAGCUAACGCAGUUGAUACAAUCGUAUACCUUGUAUUUGGAGGCAACUUGUACAGGACAAGGACAUCAUGCUACUGUGUCUUUGGAAGUUCCAUGGAAUCAUCACGAUCUUCACCAAUUUUACACUGAUGCGCUGAAGAAACCAAUGACUUUCAAGCUGUACAAACCUCGUCCACCAGAUGAAGUUGAGUAUGCUUCCCUGCGGCUGACGUUGGAUCCCACCUGCCGUUAUAAAAUCUCCAUGACAAAUAAUUAUGACUACGGCAUGAUGGCACGUUUUUACAUGCCAAUGUUGAUUGCGAACGUAGCCGCUGUGAUUCUGUUGACGUUGCGUGGCCAAUUGAGCAAUAUCGAGACGAAAGAACGCUGCUCGUUCAUUUUCACCGCGCUGAAAGAGGGCGUCAAGCCGUAUUAUGUGGUGACGAGUGUGAAGAUCCUCUCGCGUCUGCUCGCAUUCGAUGCUCCAAUCAUUGGACCCUCCGACAGUCAUAUCCUUGUCGAUGAGAACAUCGAUAUUCUCCUGCUUCCACUAGUAAUGUACUCGGUCAGUGUUGGCAUUGUUUGGUUGCUCGCACUUGGGCUGUCCAUCUCUUUGAUCUGCUUCGAGUCGACGUUUCACAAACUUGGUGUAAAAUUCUUCACCAAGACGUUUGCAGGUCGUAUUGGUUGGACGGAUCAUUUGCUCAAAGCUUUUGAUAAGAUUCCUGGCGUUGUCGCUUGCGUGCUGAUUGCGAUGAGCUAUUCGACUUGUGGGGGAUUGGCUAUUUGUUUGGCAACGAUUUUCUAUUUUCUGAAGUUGACGCAAAUGGCUCAAGAUUUGAUUGAGGAUCUUGUUAAGGGCGUGGCUAAAUCAAUUGCGUACAAGCUAAGGGAUAGGAUUUGGCGAAAAGUUAAAGAACGCUGGUUUAAAAAGAAGCAGCCAGCAAAUCAAGGAGCUUUGAGUAUUGAAACUGACGAAAAAUUAGCUCUGCCUUCUUCUGAAGAUCAGGUAGAACCGGGAACAUCGGGAGCGAAUGCUGGUUCGUCUGGUGAUCAACCAGAAGUUCUCCUAGAAGAAACAGAGGAUGACGACGACGGUUUCGAGAAACCAAUGGAGUUUGAAGUUCUGACGCCAGGAGAACCAGAAAAAGUGACCAAGAUGGACGGUAAUAAAUUAGUCGAGCUGCUCAACAAUCAAAUGUCUGAGAACGCCAAUCAGGAUGGCAGCACCACCGACAGGGAUAGCUCUGUUGACGAGCAGUCGUUUGCCGACAAAUUGAGUUUUGGGAUUGGAUGGAUUAAAGAAGCCAUGGAGAACAAUGAAAUCUUCUUUCAUUUCACCAUGUUUCUGCUUUACCUUUCAGUUGCAGUAUUGAACAUCCCAUCGGUAUUAACCUGGGCUAGAAACUACAAGUAUAAUAAAUCAUUGAUACCAGAUCCAGUAUUCCUGCCGGCAUUGAUCUUAAGUGCUUGUGCAGCACCGCUAUGGCAACUAGAGUUUCCACGAGUUGAGAGGAAAUACUUCCGGCUGAUCUCUUAUGUCGUGUAUUUGGCAGCGGUUCUUGUAUUGGUGUACGGCGUGGUCUCGAUUUACAGAAUUUCGUUCAUUAUGUCCAUUGUGGUCGCCGUGGUGACCCUACAUCAAUUGUUGGCUCCCAACAAGCCUAAGGUUGAAACCGCAGUGGAUGACGUACCCGCGCAACCUGAAGAGCCGGUUGAAGCCGAAACCGAUUCGUACAGCGAGCGAGUCAAGGCAAAGUGGGAAUAAAUACAAUUUUUUUUUGUUUACCAAUAGUCAUGUAUCUAAAUGGCUAUGAUUAGUUUAAUUUCGGUUUUUUACUCUGUGAUAUCACGCUGAAAAUAAAAUUUGUUGUGUAACUUUUUCUUUGAUUUAAUUAGGCUGUAGUUGUAGCUUUCGAAGCAGUUUAUUGUUAACAGUGGGAAAUAUAACCACUAGGUUUUACUUUAAGAUCUAAUUUCAAGAAGCAAAGAGCUUAUUCAAAUAAUCUCGACAAAUAUUUUCAGAGAAACUAACAAAAAUGUCAAUUUUGUGAUUCGAAACACUAAUUUUUUAUUGUUUUAGGGAUUUUCCACCUGAAUCCGAUACCGUAGACGAACCAUUCUUGCAUUAGAUUGGAUUUUCCACCUGAGUCCGAUAUCGUAGAAGAACCAUUCUUUCAGCAGAUAGGAUUUUCCACCUGAGUCCGUUAUCGUAGAAGAACCAUUCUUUCAGCAGAUGGGAUUUUCCACCUGAGUCCGAUAUCGUAGAAGAACCAUUCUUUCAGCAGAUAGGAUUUUCCACAUGAGUCCGAUAUCGUAGAAGAACCAUUCUUACAGCAAAUUGGAUUUUGCACCUGAGUCUUAUAUCGUAGGAGGACCAUUCUUGCAUCAGAUUGACUAAUUUUUGCUUGUUUUAGGGACUUUGCACCAGAAUCUGACAUCAUAGAAGGACCAUUCUUGCAUCAGAUUGUUAGUAUUAAAUUUCCUUAUCAUUAUUUUGAAUAACUUUUGUUAUUAUUACACAAAUUGACUCCCAAAAUGUAUGCUUGUGUGUUUUCUUUAAUAAAGAAUAUUUUUAAGUUUU